Didymella exigua CBS 183.55 is the source of this 1569-nucleotide messenger RNA. RefSeq names its product NAD(P)-binding protein. Gene Ontology annotation, molecular function: oxidoreductase activity. Lineage: Eukaryota; Fungi; Ascomycota; Dothideomycetes; Pleosporales; Didymellaceae. The record is from RefSeq and is a predicted model, not a curated record. The transcript has 2 exons. The coding region runs from base 435 to 1481 and encodes 348 amino acids.
UCAAAGCAUUUGUGUUCAGUGCUGCGAUUACCCACCCCCGAACGUUCGCCGCCGCCCUAGCGCCUUCAGACAUAAUUUUCAGUCACGUGCGGCCGCAUUCUGAUCGCCGAGCAUCCUAGGUGGCCAUCUCCACGACAGAAGACACAGCACGGGGAAGACUGUUUCUACAAGCUUAGAAAUGCACUCCACGACACUCCUGCUUCGUCAUGUUGAUUGGUUUGUCAGUAGCUAUGUGGGUCUGACCCGAGGCAGAUCCCGGCCGCUUCGUUGCGUCACCACCAAGUAUGCACUUUGAAGACCCAUCAUACUGACAUGCCUAUAAAUUUGAACAGCCCCGCCAUGAUGGACAAUGCCGUAUCUACGCUCUCGGCAGAUUUUCAGCACUCAUUACCUUCUUAAUCACCAGAUACCCGUAACACCCUACUAUAAACAUAAUGGCGCCAUCAACAACGAAGCAGUGGACGAUUGAGGGCAAGAGCGGUUUCGACGCACUGAAGCUCAAUGAGAGCGCAUCAAUUCCUAAGAUUGGCGAUAAGGAUGUUCUCGUCAAGAUCAAUGGAGCAUCCCUCAACUACCGCGACCUUAUCAUCCCCAAGGGCAAGUACCCUUUCCCCGCGAAGGACGGAGUUGUCCCAGGCUCGGAUGGCGCUGGUGUCGUUGAGUCCGUCGGUAGCGGCGUCACACGCUUCAAGAAGGGCGACCGCGUCGUGACUCUCUUCAACUCCGGCCACAUCGCCGGCUCCCUCGACGCCUCCUCUCUAGCAACCGGCCUCGGCGGCGCCAUCGACGGUACACUGCGCGAGUACGGUGUCUUCGACGAGCAGGGCCUCGUCGCUGCGCCCAAGAACCUCAACGACCUCGAGGCUAGCACAUUGUCCUGCGCUGGACUCACAGCAUGGAACGCGCUGUACGGCUUGGAGAGCAGGGCGCUGAAGCCCGGACAAUGGGUCCUCACACAGGGCACUGGCGGUGUAUCGAUCUUCGCCCUCCAGUUCGCCAAGGCUGCCGGUGCGCGCGUCAUUGCUACCACAUCCUCGGCGUCGAAGGCCGAGACCCUCAAGAAGCUCGGUGCUGACGAGGUCGUCAACUACAAGGAGAUACCGAAGUGGGGCGAGAAGGCCAAGGAGCUGACCGGUGGUGUCGGUGUGCAGCACGUUGUCGAGGUGGGUGGACCGACUACAAUGGCACAGUCACUCAAGGCAAUCGCGAUUGAUGGUGUGAUCACCAUCAUUGGCUUUAUCGGUGGCAUGGAUAAGAACCAGCCCACGUUCCUCGAGACCCUAAACAACAUCUGCACAGUCCGCGGUAUCCUGGUUGGAAGCAGGCUGCAGAUGCAGGACAUGGUCAAUGCUAUUGAGGCCAACAACAUCCACCCCGUUGUCGACGAGAAAGUCUUCGACCUCAAGGAUCUCAAGGAGGCUUACGAGUACAUGUGGGACCAGAAGCACUUUGGCAAGCUCACCAUCAAGGUAACGUCGUAAAUGUGCUGGUCGGGUGAUAAGGAAGUACACUUAAUGAGAUAGAUUACGAGCAUAUACACAAGACUACAAUGACAUGAUUAGUUUUUAU